Molecule: messenger RNA, 1364 nt
Organism: Physcomitrium patens
Lineage: Eukaryota; Viridiplantae; Streptophyta; Bryopsida; Funariales; Funariaceae
Source: RefSeq, a predicted model, not a curated record
CGGUGUCUUUGACGAAUACAUUUUGGGUGUGCAAAUUGAGACUUGCCACCUUGCAGACGAUUGGAGUGCCCAAGGCAGUUUUUAUCAAGUUUGGAGUUUUUGAGUCCUCUGCUUCAGGUACCUUCACUUGAACCUGAAUCUUCCCAUGGCCUGGACCAAGCCCAUGAAUUUGAUGGCCAGUUCCCGAGGAAGGUAGCUUUCAUGGCCGGCAAUCCCAUGCCAAUGGGACUUGGAUGUAACCAGCUACCUGGUGCUGAGAAGGAAGCCAAGGACGUGGCAAGACUUUUCAGAAUCAAGCCGUGUGUUGGGACAGAUAUGACCAAGCAAGCUGUCCUAGGUGAAUAUUCCAAACAAAAGAGGGUUGAAGAAACGCCCCAAAUCCUCACCGCUGGGGAGAUAACCGGUUUGGAAGGAGACAUUUCUGCUGGACUGGUAGUGUUGAGUGCCUGUGAGUCAGGUUUGGGCGAAUCAACUUCCGGGGAGGGCCUGUUGGGAUUGGGAAGGGCUCUUCUUCAAGCGGGAGGAGUAACUGCAAUCCUCACUCUGUGGAAAGUGAAUGAUACGUUCACUUGUGAUUUUGUAACCAAACUGUUCAAAGAGUUGCUCAGUGUCGAGUCGGAGGGCAGGAGUGUGAGCGAAUGUAUGCGGACAGUGGUGCUCUUCAUGAUUCGCCAUAACCACCCCGUUAAGCACUGGGCACCGUUCACAAUAAUGGGUUCUCCAACUCUGCAAUUAUUCAAGCCUGAAAAGAGCUUGUCAUUCUCAGGCUUACAUGGGUGUUCAACACCAAUUUCAAUGCACUUGGAUUAUUCGGCAAUGUUGAGAUGACAGAGUUAUACGUUAAGUCCUCCCCCAUCCCCAAAGAUGAAAGUUUUGCAGAACAAACUUAGAGAUUUGCUCAACACAAUUUUUGCCACGAAAACGAACAAUGCAUUGUGUUUUCGAUCAGCCAAUAAGGUGCCCAUGUGAUGUCGGGAUGUGAUCAGAGAGCCUCAAACUUUGGACGUCCCCGAAGCUGGCCGAGCUCCUCCGAACCCACCCUUGGUUUGCCCAAGAUGCUGAGUCCUUCUCCCAAGUCGGAAAUGCUUUGGUGCUUGUGUAUGAGAUUGUCGAGGAUUACUAUUUACAAGAAAACAAGAGGUGGGCGAGUUCAAUAAACGGAUAACUAUAAUGAGACCUCCCUAUUCUAAGAAUAUUAUAGAUAUGGCAUCUUGUGGUCUUAUUUUAUAUAUGAGUAUAGGAUGAAGAUUCGUGAAAGAGUGUUUAUUAGCCUUGCCUCUAAAAAAGAUGUUUAGUGGCUAAGAAGUUAGACUAACUUUAUUUAUCAAGGAUUAUUUUACAAUCUUUUAAGGCCUUCAUCACAA